CAUUGAUAUAUUCAGACAUGUUCUAACGCCAUCUAUUAAAAAUCGGCACGAACUUUCCGGAUGACCCAAUAUAAUGCUGAACUUAAAUAUACGGCAAUUUAAACUAACCUUCCUUUGCUCUUUAUUUAUGUUUUCUAACGGUUAACGUCCGCCUUGUGUAUCGGCUAGAAUCGGCUAAAACUGUUUGAAAACACAUUGGGAAGGGUCUUCUUCCCGAAACAAAGAACCUGCAGUCAAUAGGACCCAGGAAAACGACUGCGGUUAUUUUUUUGAAUAACAUUACAGAAAAGUCAUGAAAUUCGUCUCUGUCUCUACAUACAUUGUUUAAUGUUUCUCACGUUAAAAAUAACAUUUCGAACUCCAACUUACGGCAAAACAUUCUUAAAAAAAUUACUUUAUAAGAAAAUGUAAAAAAACGAUUUUUUUGACCCGACAAAGGUCCUAUAACCCGUUAACUCAACAAACAGUAUACGCGAGGAAAUUACCCAGAGGAUAAUAUCGGCAAACAGAGCUUACUACUCACUUAUUAAACUGUUUAGGAGUAAAUUAAUAUCGAGAGCAUGCAAGCUCAAGCUGUAUAAAACAUUCAUCAGACCCAUCGUAUGUUAUAACGCGGAGACAUGGACAAUGAUGAUCACCGAUGAGAAUAGUCUGAGAGCCUUUGAGAGGGAAAUACUAAGGAAACUUUUUGGCCCGAUAAAAGAGAAGAACAACGAAUACAGAAUUAGAUCAUGAGAUUUUACAUCUAAUGGAGAAUGAGAACAUAGUCAGAUUUAUAAAGGCGCAGAGGCUGAGAAUGGAACAUAUAGAGCGAAUGAGCAUGGACAGGACAACAAAGAGGAUGUAUGAGGCAGUAUGCGUGUCUACGAGAAGAUGCGGGAGACCGAGGACACGGUGACGUGAAGAGGUCGGGGGAGACUUGAGGAGGAUGUCGGUUGCCAACUGAAAAGAAAUGGCGAGGAAUAGGGAUGGUUGGAAGCGCAUAGUGUUGCAGGCUAAGGCUCACCCCGAGCUAUGAUGCCAAUGGAUGAUGAUGAUAUGUUAUUAAAGACAUCUUCCUGAAAUUACUCGGAAAGAUGACCUCUAUAAUAUAUAUGAAGAUCAAGUUUCCACUUUACGUAAACAGUCGAAAAGGUAUGCAAAACUAUUAAACUUCUUUUGUUAAUAACUUUUUAAUAAACAAUGAGCGCUGGCUAAAACCUUCACAACAUCACUUAGAGUGAUGACCUUGACGAUAUAUUAAAAAAUUAUUGAAAUCGGGAGGUGGUUCGUAUUUCAAAAUAAUUACUAAAAUAUAUUAUACUAUUUGAUUUCGUCAUUAAUAUGGAACAAAUAUAUCUCCCCCCCCCUCUCUCUCUCUUGCUGUCUCCACUCAUUCCCUAUUUGGUAUAGUUAUUUUCUAUAUGUUUUCAAGUCAUGCGGCUUGAAUAUAUGCGGGAAUAUAUCGUGCCAGGUCAUGGUCAUAAUCCUCAAUGGCUUCCGCGUUUGUAGUGUUUCCUGCCAAUCUUAUAAAUUAGCUCUGGUUUCUUGAUUGAAUUACAUUUCGAAUUGUGGAACUGCGUCUAUUUGACUGACUAUCAAUCAGUAACUUCACAAAUGAUUCUGUGACAUCGUAAAUUUUCUUUUUGUUGCAUCAGAAUGGCUAUUAUAUUGGAAGAUAGAGACAUUAUAGUACACAGAAGUCUAUCAGAAUGGUGGAGCGAGGAGACGGAGUAUGUAUUCCAGAGAAUCGAAAAAUGGAUUGCCUUCGCACGUGGUUAUAAUCGUCUUCGAUCGUUGAGGUGGUUGAAAAAUCAGCAAAUGAUGCAAGUCCCAUCUUGUAAUGUACCUUCCAAUGAUACUGCUUGCUCAUCGCAAUUUUAUAGCCUAAAGCGAUCUAAACAGAAAUGGAAUCCAGAAGAAAUCAAAAUCAAUUGUUGCGAUACCUUCAAUUAUCAGUCGAACAGCAAAUUGGACAGCAAUUGUCUAGAAGCGUACCGAUACGACUAUAGCAUUUAUUUUAAGACUAUUGGUGAUAUUAGAAAGGAUAAAAAUAAUGUAAGGUAUUAAGACAAAGUAUGUGAUAGCAGCGAGAAAAUAGUCAAAUGGUAUGCCAAUUUGUUCACUGAUAUAAUUAUUGACUAACUGAUUUACGAAGACACUCACAAUAAUAAUUAUUUAGGCACUCGAAAUGUUUCGGAUGCAGUUGUUGAACAAAAAGAGAAGAAAAUGUUACAAUUACAAUUACCUGGCGUUGCUCCGUCUAAACUUGAUUUGAUGGAUAAUCAAGGAAGAAAUAAGAAAUUGCAAGAGAACAAUGUAAGUUCAAACAAGAUAAACAAGAAAGAAGAUCAAGAAAAUGCGUGGCAAAGUCAUGAAGGGUUAAAAAAAUUUCGCUCAUUCUGGAAAAGGAGUUGAUCGUCUAAGAGUAUAUGUACAUUGUCAAUUGUGGGCGAGAGCAUUGCUAUUUCGCUAGCAGUUUUACGAAAUUAAAUUUGUUUUGAUAUCAAUAGCAAUUGUAUGUGCAAUCAGAAAAACUGAAAUCUAUCAUAUAAAAAACUUACAUAAGUUUUUUGAUCAUUUUGUGAACCACUCAUAAAAUUUUAUAAAAUAAUUUAAUAUUAUACGAUAUUGUUAUUAAUGAAAAUCUAUGUAUAUCAAUUUAAUUUUUGCAUACUUUCAAUUUUCUAUUAAACUACAUAAAUAAUGCAUUUAAAUAGUGCUUGUUUCUGACAGUAAAUUAUGUUUAUUCAAUUUAUUUAUUUGUUUUAUUUAGUUUAUACAUCUGCUUACAUUUAAUUUAUGUAAACAUAUACAUAUAUAUAUAUAUAUAUAUAAUAUAAAAUAUAUUACAAAAUAUGCUUGCAUAAAAUAUUGUAUAAUAUUCAUCUACGUUUUAAAAUAGGAUUAGAAGAGAGAUUAAAAUAAAAAAGUAUAAAAAAGGUUGAAC
Messenger RNA from Ooceraea biroi (clonal raider ant), 2929 nucleotides. RefSeq lists its product as uncharacterized. The record is from RefSeq and is a predicted model, not a curated record. Lineage: Eukaryota; Metazoa; Arthropoda; Insecta; Hymenoptera; Formicidae.